ACAAUGAAGAGAAGUGAAUCCAUUAAAUGCAUUCUAAUGCCAACGGAUUUUACAACAAUAAAACCAAAUAACACAGUGGAAAUUAAAAUAUUUGACACUAUUGAAGUUAUGGUAGUAAUUAACAUAACUGGAACAAUCUGCUUUUGGGAUUUUAAGAAAAAAAGGACACCAUGUACAUUCAACUGGGACAACAGAACAGUUACUUCUUUUAAAAUUUCUGAAGCUAGAGAGUAUGAUGCAGGAAGUUAUAUCCUCACAUUUGGAAAUGAAAGCAAAGCCUACUCAUUGCGAUUUACAGUAUAUGUAAAAGGCAAGCCAAGAAAACCAGUUUUCACAUUUUUUAAGAAUGGAAUGAAGAACUUUAUGAUAUGCACAGCAGAAAGCUAUCCAGCACCAACAGUUUACUGGUACUGUUAUCCUGAAAAUGACAGACCAUGUAAACAUUUACCAAUAGGAGCAAAAAAAGUAUUGGACUGCACCGCUGAAUCAUCUGAUGACUAUUUUGGAGCUACAAAAGUCAGUAGUAAAAUCGAUGCAGCACUUGUAAUGGCAAAUAACAUCUCAUGUUGUACAGAAAAUGGACUGGGAAUGGAAUGCACUACCAUUCACUCAUUAGGUAAUUAG
Molecule: messenger RNA, 624 nt
Organism: Protopterus annectens (West African lungfish)
Lineage: Eukaryota; Metazoa; Chordata; Ceratodontiformes; Protopteridae
Product: receptor-type tyrosine-protein kinase FLT3-like
Exons: 4
Coding region: 4-624 (206 amino acids)
Source: RefSeq, a predicted model, not a curated record